AUGUCGAUAGGCUCGACGCGGGCGCGGCGCCGCGCGGGCGCGGGCGGGGGAACGUCGAACGCGUUCGGGUCGACCGAUCGACGGUGCGGUGGGGUGAAGACGGUGCGUGACGCGUCGUCGAUGACGACUCGGGCGCGAUGUGGCUUAAAUUAA
This is a messenger RNA of Ostreococcus tauri, 153 nucleotides long. Its product is annotated as unnamed product. The coding region runs from base 1 to 153 and encodes 50 amino acids. The record is from RefSeq and is a predicted model, not a curated record. NCBI's taxonomy places the organism in Eukaryota, Viridiplantae, Chlorophyta, Mamiellophyceae, Mamiellales, Bathycoccaceae. The transcript has a single exon.